Molecule: messenger RNA, 2404 nt
Organism: Triticum dicoccoides
Lineage: Eukaryota; Viridiplantae; Streptophyta; Magnoliopsida; Poales; Poaceae
Product: probable L-type lectin-domain containing receptor kinase S.5
Exons: 2
Coding region: 57-2228 (723 amino acids)
Biological process (GO): protein phosphorylation
Molecular function (GO): ATP binding; carbohydrate binding; protein kinase activity
Source: RefSeq, a predicted model, not a curated record
GAGAUUUCAAAUAGUAGCUUAGUUCUGCUCCACAUCCAGCAAAAUAUACAGGCAACAUGCCUGCAACUAGUGCACCACUAGUACGAGAGCAGCCAUGGCUUGCGUGUUUCUGUAUGGCGUUGGCGUUGUUUUGCUCUACUGCAUCCGAGGCGGCGGUGCGUUCGUGUAGCUGCUGCGAGGAGGAGAUAAAAAAGAGGGACGACAUCGUCUACUACAGCUUCCCAACUUUCAACAAUAGUAUGGGGAUGGGAGGCGCUGGCUUGGCGUUUCAAAAGGAUGCAAUCACAAGUGGGGGAAACCUCCAGCUGACUCCAGACAGCAGAAGCAUCACCGAGGACCUCCUGAACAACAGGACCGGAUCUGUUCUCCUCAUGUCUCCGGUCACGCUGUGGCGCGUCGACUCCCAGGGCGUGAGGCACGACGCCUCCUUCAACACCUCCUUCCACAUGAACAUGUACAGGGUAAACACAAGUAUAAGUGGCGAGGGCUUUGCUUUUGUCAUCGCCUCCUCCCUCGAUGGCCCUCCGCCAGGAAGCCAUGGUGGCUUCCUCGGCCUCACAAACACCACCUUCAAGUCUACCUCCAGCAGCUUCGUCGCCAUCGAGUUCGACACGACCAAGCAGUCGUACGACCCCGACGACAACCACGUUGGCCUCAACAUCGGCAGCAUGGUCUCCGACCCCGCCGUGCCGCUCUCCUCGGUCCCGCCUGGCAACCUUACGCUCGCGCCAGUCAAUACGAAAGUAGAUAAUUCACACACAGUGUGGAUCGUCUACAACGGCGUGGGACACCACAUAUGGGUAUACAUAGCUCCAUGGGGCCAGGAGCAACCAGAGCGCGCCGUCCUUGACGCGCCGCUCAACAUCAGCAGCCAUCUCCCACAGAGAGCCUACAUUGGUUUCUCGGCAUCGACGGGACAGGACACCUACGAGCUGCAUGCUAUCCACAGCUGGAACUUGACGCUUGACAAGCUCCCCGGUGACGACCGUCACGGCGGCCAAUGGAAGGUGAUACUCCCCGCAGUCCUUGGUACGGUGUCUGUAACUGCCGCCAUGAUCGCCGCCGCGGCCUUCUACUUCCAGUCCAGGUAUAAGGCCCUCAAGAUGGAGCUGAAGCUGUCCGAGGCUCUCCGGCGGCUUCCUGGGACGCCCAGGGAGUUCAAGUACGCCACCGUGAGGAAGGCCACCAACAACUUCGACCAGGCAAGGAAGCUAGGCGCAGGAGGCUUUGGUGCCGUGUACAGGGGAACACUACGCUCUACGGUGCCAGGGACGACCAAGUCACGCGUCGACAUCGAUGUGGCAGUGAAGAAGUUCACGCGUAAUGAUGACCGCUGCUACGACGACUUCCUGGCUGAGGUUCAUGUCAUCAACCGUCUGCGUCACCGAAACAUCGUGCCGCUAGUAGGUUGGUGUUAUCAGAAAGGUGAACUCCUGCUCAUCUACGAGUACAUGCCAAAUGGAAGCCUGGACCAGCACUUGUUUCGCGCACGCGAAACCCCGCAGCAGCCCGACACCCUCCUAGGAUGGAACACCCGCUACAACAUCAUCAUGGAUGUCGCCGCAGGGCUCCACUACGUCCACCACGAGCAUGAGCACAUGGUGCUCCACCGUGACAUCAAGGCGAGCAACAUCAUGCUCGACUCUUCCUUCCGUGGCCGCCUCGGUGACUUCGGCCUAGCCCGCAUCAUCACUUGCUUGAACAAGAACUCCUACACGGAUAUCGGUGUUGCAGGGACUUGGGGCUUCAUAGCGCCGGAGUACUCGAUGAGCCGCAAGGCCACACGCAAGACCGACAUUUACGCGCUUGGGGUGCUGAUCCUUGAGGUUGUCACCGGAAAGCGGGCACUCAAUGGCUACCAUGAGUCCUUCCAACUGCUGACCGACUGGGUCUGGACAGCUCACCGGGAGGGGAGACUGCUCGAAGCUGUGGACGACGAGGUGGUUGGAGAGUUUGACGAUGAUGAUGCUAGUCGCUUGCUGCUUCUUGGAUUGGCGUGCACCAAUCCCAACCCAUCGGACCGCCCAAGCAUGGCAGAGGUGGUGCAAAUCAUUGCUAAAUCCACGUCCUUGCCGGACGUGCCACUGGAGAAACCAACCUUCGUGUGGCCGCCAGAAGGCGGCUGGAUCCCCUUGGAAUUUGAUGAACCAACGAUGAUCACAAGCACACAAUGGGAGGAUGGCUCGUCGGUGAGCAGCGGUGAUGCCCUGGGGGCGACAACAACCUAGCGACCCAUUGCCAUCGCCUUCAUUUCGUAUGUGUUAAAGAUUAUGUUGCUAUUUCCUUAAAGAAAAGAGUGUGUAUAUGAGAGCGGCGUUUCGGAUGUCCGAUUUGUCUUUUUUGCUGAGAGCUGCACAGAAGUCCAAAUGUUUUGAAAAUUGGAGCGUACCUCACGCAUCAAAUU